Talaromyces amestolkiae is the source of this 1266-nucleotide messenger RNA. RefSeq lists its product as uncharacterized. The record is from RefSeq and is a predicted model, not a curated record. The transcript has 4 exons. NCBI's taxonomy places the organism in Eukaryota, Fungi, Ascomycota, Eurotiomycetes, Eurotiales, Trichocomaceae. Gene Ontology annotation, cellular component: mitochondrion. Gene Ontology annotation, biological process: mitochondrial respiratory chain complex III assembly. Bases 1 to 1266 code for a protein of 421 amino acids.
AUGGCCACAGCCAACACCAGCAACUCAACGUCAACUCCACCAACCCCGUCAACCCAAUGGUCAUCGCCAAAUGUUGAAACAAAGAUGGAUACGCGACCACAAACCUUUUUUCGAAAAGGUUUCACUAUCACGACUCAAAAAUUACCCAUCCUCAAGGCGGGUCCCAUCGAAAGCAUGACGAACAGACUUGGAAUCACCCCUCCGGAAAUGAUCUUCGGCGACAACUUCAUAGCGAUCGAGCACAACGCCAGUGGAUGGGGCAUAGCAUUCAAUACAUUCGAUGCUUUGGACAAAGUUGACAAGACUGGAGCCGCAAUGCUCAAAGUUGCAUACUCGAAGGAAUGGCAAAAGAGCCGGGAACACACCCACGACGGAAUCAAAGAGGUUGUGAAGCCUUUCGACUGGUCGUAUAGCACCGACUACAAAGGGACCGAGAAACCUGACGUCGCAGCACUCGGCCCAUCCGACGUUGAAAUCCCAAUCGAGCUUCUCAAACGACCAGACCCAAUCUUAUUCUUCGAUGAUGUGAUGCUCUACGAGGACGAACUGGCCGACAAUGGAGGUGCAGCCGAGACAUAUGUAUCCUAUGGUUUUACGCAAAAAUUGUACGAGGCUUGCUCGUCUCAAGCGGAUUAUGAGAUCCCACAAUUAGCCCUAAAAGGAGUCGAAGUACCGAAGACCGCCAAUGGUGAGGAACUUGGAGUCGGAGAGGGAUGGUGGUAUAAAGAGCUCAAAUUGCUUCCUACAUUUUCCACAUGGUCGCAGGUGACCUUUCUGCACAUGUACCUGCUGACGGUCCGUAUCCGCGCCCUACCAUCGCCCGAAAGCGUACGAACCCACUCCCGCCAUCUCUUCGACCACUUCUCGCACAACGCCGAACAACGCAUGGCCACCCUCCACAACAUCUCCAGCCGUAGCAUCCGCAACAAAUACCUCAAAGAUCUCUUCAUCCAAUGGCGCGGCGUUCUUGCCGCCUACGACGAGGGACUCGUCAAAGGCGACGCAGUCUUGGGCGCAGCCGUAUGGAGAAAUAUAUGGAAAGCAAGCGGCACAUCACAUGACGGCCGCGACCUUGACUGGUCUCAAGUCGCUACUGUGGUGGCUUAUAUGCGUCGUGUGCUUUCGGAAUUGGCCAAGACGAAUGAAGCGGAUUUGGUCUUUGAUCUCGUGGGUACGGACUUUGUUGCUGCUGCUGUUGGAGGAAAGGAGAAGAAGGCUAUAUUCGGACCUAGGGGGGUUGAUAUGAAGCUCGGUGGGAUGAAGUAG